AUGGAUGACGAUGGCUGGCAGCUCCUUCCAAAACCAGCUAAAAGAUUGAAGAAACUGACCUGUUUCGACAAGUGUAUUUUUUGCCAGACGGGUAAUGCUAAUCUGCGUGUUGCAAAGCCUUCUUCACUAGAGAAAGUUGUUUCUGCACUUAAGCAACGACAAGAUGAGGUAUCGUAUGAUAGCAUGUGUUUUGUUUAUUGCUCCAUAUUGUACAUAUUACACAGCCAGCGAGUCUCUUAAUCAAAUCGCCCACGUAAACGCCUUCUGGUCGGCGUUUUUCUACGUUUGAAAUAUUCUUAAACAUUUUUAGGUGUCGCAACGCCUCACACCUAAUGAUCUUUGUCAUGUGGAGGGAAAACACGUUUUGUGGCACUCGUCCUGUUACGAAGCAUUCACCAGUAAGCAAAACCUACAAUUUUCAGAAUCCAAAACGUCAAAUAAUCCUGUUGAUGUCAAAGUUGGCAAACGAGGCGGCACAUUAUUUGAUUGGUCGAAGUGUAUGUUCUGCAGGAACGCAACACGUAAGAAGGACAGAAAUCUUAUAAAUAUUGUCACCUUUGAAGCAUGUAGCACCAUAAAAGAAUCUGUAGAAGCACGAGUGGAUCACCAACUGCUUGACGUACUUCAAUCAGUUAAUUAUGAUCUUAUAGCAGCAGGAGGGAAAUACCACAAAGCAUGUCAUGCUUCUUAUGUCAGCAAAGUAAAUAUUAAACGCAUGCAGCGCGAUACUUCCACAAUUGAUGAAAACCCUUUUGAUGAAGCCUUUAACCAACUGGUAAAGACCAUAACGACUGAAAUAAAUAACGGCAAGGCCUACGACAUGAACAUUCUUUUAGCUAUGUUUAAAAAGGACUUUGAAAAACUAUGCAAUGCUGGAGAAAGCUACAUGAAGCAAAAGCUGAAAGCGCGAUUAGUGGCCCAUUAUAAGGAAGACCUUGUGUUCCACCAGCCACCUCAACAAUCCAAACCGGAGAUAGUGUAUAGCAGUUCCAUAUCUUUGGUUGAUAUCAUAAAUGCGGCAAUCAACUCUCCGCCACCAGACACGACAAUCUGUAUAUCCAAGGAAAAAAUGAACGCAUCCACGUCCGAAUUCUUCGACAUCUAUGCUGUAGCAACUCAAGUGAGACAAGAG
This is a messenger RNA of Paramuricea clavata, 1132 nucleotides long. NCBI's taxonomy places the organism in Eukaryota, Metazoa, Cnidaria, Anthozoa, Malacalcyonacea, Plexauridae. The record is from the annotation of a GenBank genome assembly.